ACUUUCGUCUUAGCUUUUGGACAAGACGCAGGCGCAACCCACGGCUGCUGCGGGGAUCCUUGUGGCCCUUCCGGUCGGUGGAACCAAUCCGUGCACAGAGAAGCGGGGCGAACUGAGGCGAGUGAAGUGGACUCUGAGGGCUACCGCUACCGCCACUGCUGCGGCAGGGGCGUGGAGGGCAGAGGGCCGCGGAGGCCGCAGUUGCAAACAUGGCUCAGAGCAGAGACGGCGGAAACCCGUUCGCCGAGCCCAGCGAGCUUGACAACCCCUUUCAGGACCCAGCUGUGAUCCAGCACCGACCCAGCCGGCAGUAUGCCACGCUUGACGUCUACAACCCUUUUGAGACCCGGGAGCCACCACCAGCCUAUGAGCCUCCAGCCCCUGCCCCAUUGCCUCCACCCUCAGCUCCCUCCUUGCAGCCCUCGAGAAAGCUCAGCCCCACAGAACCUAAGAACUAUGGCUCAUACAGCACUCAGGCCUCAGCUGCAGCAGCCACAGCUGAGCUGCUGAAGAAACAGGAGGAGCUCAACCGGAAGGCAGAGGAGUUGGACCGAAGGGAGCGAGAGCUGCAGCAUGCUGCCCUGGGGGGCACAGCUACUCGACAGAACAAUUGGCCCCCUCUACCUUCUUUUUGUCCAGUUCAGCCCUGCUUUUUCCAGGACAUCUCCAUGGAGAUCCCCCAAGAAUUUCAGAAGACUGUAUCCACCAUGUACUACCUCUGGAUGUGCAGCACGCUGGCUCUUCUCCUGAACUUCCUCGCCUGCCUGGCCAGCUUCUGUGUGGAAACCAACAAUGGCGCAGGCUUUGGGCUUUCUAUCCUCUGGGUCCUCCUUUUCACUCCCUGCUCCUUUGUCUGCUGGUACCGCCCCAUGUAUAAGGCUUUCCGGAGUGACAGUUCAUUCAAUUUCUUCGUUUUCUUCUUCAUUUUCUUCGUCCAGGAUGUGCUCUUUGUCCUCCAGGCCAUUGGUAUCCCAGGUUGGGGAUUCAGUGGCUGGAUCUCUGCUCUGGUGGUGCCGAAGGGCAACACAGCAGUAUCCGUGCUCAUGCUGCUGGUCGCCCUGCUCUUCACUGGCAUUGCUGUGCUAGGAAUUGUCAUGCUGAAACGGAUCCACUCCUUAUACCGCCGCACAGGUGCCAGCUUUCAGAAGGCCCAGCAAGAAUUUGCUGCUGGUGUCUUCUCCAACCCUGCGGUGCGAACCGCAGCUGCCAAUGCAGCCGCUGGGGCUGCUGAAAAUGCCUUCCGGGCCCCGUGACCCCUGACUGGGAUGCCCUGGCCCUGCUACUUGAGGGAGCUGACUUAGCUCCCGUCCCUAAGGUCUCUGGGACUUGGAGAGACAUCACUAACUGAUGGCUCCUCCGUAGUGCUCCCAAUCCUAUGGCCAUGACUGCUGAACCUGACAGGCGUGUGGGGAGUUCACUGUGACCUAGUCCCCCCAUCAGGCCACACUGCUGCCACCUCUCACACGCCCCAACCCAGCUUCCCUCUGCUGUGCCACGGCUGUUGCUUCGGUUAUUUAAAUAAAAAGAAAGUGGAACUGGAACUGA
Homo sapiens (human) is the source of this 1545-nucleotide messenger RNA. It is a transcript of the gene SCAMP3, whose product is annotated as secretory carrier membrane protein 3. Bases 210 to 1253 code for a protein of 347 amino acids. The transcript has 9 exons. NCBI's taxonomy places the organism in Eukaryota, Metazoa, Chordata, Mammalia, Primates, Hominidae. Gene Ontology annotation, biological process: protein transport. Gene Ontology annotation, cellular component: Golgi membrane; membrane. The record is from RefSeq and is marked reviewed.